CAAGAGCAUGAGCUGAGACCAAGAGCAGCGCACGCAACAGGAUUAAAUUUACCUUCCUUUCCUGCAGAAACAGUACAGCAAAAAGGUCUCAAGAUCAUCAUCGAGGCUAUUCUUCACCACAUCACUGCUGUCGCUGCAGACACAGAAUGUUAAGCAUUGGCGUGGGGGGAUCAAUGUGACAUUCUUUCUUGUGCCUUUCGAUGAAGAGGCAGAGAGAGAUGGCACUGCGCAUGUGGCUCGUCGUCUUGCUCCUCACCUUCGCCGUGGUUGGUGCGGCGGCGCGGCAGCCGCCGGCAGCGAGGGUGCAGGAGCUCAAGCCCGCGGCCGCGGCCGCGGCCGCACGCCAAGAACCAUCAGAGCAAGUCCUUGCCGGAGACCAGGACGCGGCGACCACGACCACGUCCACGUCCACGCCGCCGGUGGGUUCUCUCUUCCCCGGCCUUCCGCCACUCCCCGCGCUGCCACCGCUUCCACCACUGCCACCCUUACCGCCUUUGCCACCGCUGCCGCCAUUGCCGCCGUUCCCUUCGGCAGGGACGACGCCGCGACCACCACCGGCGGAGUGCCUCACGUCGCUCGUGGAGCUGUUGCCGUGCGUGGACUACCUCACCAACGCCACGACACCGGUGGCGCCGCCGAGCACCUGCUGCGCCGGCUUCCGGUCGCUCGUCGGCAGCGCGCUUAUCUGCCUCUGCCACGGCAUCAAUGGCGAUAUGAGCAGGUUGCUGUCCAGGCCCAUCGACCCCGUCCGCAUGGUGCUCCUUCCCGCCAUGUGUAGCACCGUGCUGCCGCCACAGUCGCUUUUCAUGUGCUACAGUAGCGGAAACCGUGCCACCAUUGAUGCCCCCAUAGUUCUACUGUGCUACCGUCUUCAGUACGCGUAGACUAUCGAUCGGCCGAUCGCUGUAAGAGCAGACAAGGUUUCACUGUACAUAACUGCUGUGGCUUUUUUGUUUGAGUUGUUUGUGCAAGGGAAUGUCUGUUUGCCAGGACUCUCGAGAGGAUACCUUUUUAUUUUUGUCGUAUCACAAAGGCAUUCAAAAAUUAAAAAGGUAGAUUAAUAUAUGAGACAUAUCACUUUAUAAACAUAAGUUUAAAUAGUGCACACUAUUCAUAGUAAUUUUCUUAGGUUUUCAAGUUAAAUUUAUUUGAACUUGUAUAUGUGUAGAGUGAUAUAAGUAUAUUAUAUAACACAUAUUAGCCUGUCGGUUUUUUUUCAAGAAAAGAAUGGAUGCCUUUUCGAGUGACAUGGACAACACUAGUGGAUGUCAUCUUAAGAAAAAAAAUCCAUUUAUUCCAUAAAGAAAAUUUUAUCGAUACCAAGACAAUUACAUCAGUGAUACAACUAUGGAACUACCUUGAAAUCACUUCUUGUGAUCUCUAUAUAAUUAACAAGCUAUUGAAAAAUCCAUAUUCGUCUUUAACAAACUAUGUAUUAAUCUGUAGUGCUGCUACCAACUUAUCAUGUUAUCCUAUCGUGACUUUU
Messenger RNA from Oryza brachyantha (malo sina), 1486 nucleotides. Its product is annotated as RNA-binding protein 12-like. The transcript is spliced from 3 exons. Bases 201 to 884 code for a protein of 227 amino acids. The record is from RefSeq and is a predicted model, not a curated record. Lineage: Eukaryota; Viridiplantae; Streptophyta; Magnoliopsida; Poales; Poaceae.